Frieseomelitta varia is the source of this 712-nucleotide messenger RNA. Its product is annotated as peptidyl-prolyl cis-trans isomerase NIMA-interacting 4. The record is from RefSeq and is a predicted model, not a curated record. The transcript is spliced from 3 exons. Gene Ontology annotation, biological process: rRNA processing. Gene Ontology annotation, molecular function: DNA binding; peptidyl-prolyl cis-trans isomerase activity. The coding region runs from base 219 to 593 and encodes 124 amino acids. NCBI's taxonomy places the organism in Eukaryota, Metazoa, Arthropoda, Insecta, Hymenoptera, Apidae.
GUCACUACGCUAGAUUGAGUGGAAAUAGCUGUCGCUACAGACGGCUACAAAUACUACAUUAUAAGCAUUAUGAAUGAUAUAAUUAUUUACAUUUUACAUUUAAUUUGAUUUUCAUUACAAAUUACGAUAUUUUAACCAAUAUUUACUAAUAUAUAGAUAACUAAUAUGUGAUUAGGUUAAAUUAUUUUCAUACUUUCAUCCAAAUAAAAAAUUCAAGUAUGCCUCCAAAAAAAAAUGCAAAUCCUUCAAAGGCAAAUAAAUCUAAAGCUGUAGGAACUGGAAAAGAAGAAAAAAAAGGAGGAAAUGCUGUGAAAGUUAGACAUAUACUAUGUGAGAAACAAUCAAAAAUUUUGGAAGCUUUGGAAAAAUUGAAAGGUGGAGAGAAAUUUAACGAAGUUGCUACUACGUAUAGUGAAGACAAAGCAAGAUCUGGGGGUGACCUUGGAUGGAUGACUAGAGGAUCUAUGGUUGGACCUUUUCAAGAAGCUGCAUUUGCAUUACCAAUCUCUUCUAUUAGUUCUCCAAUUUACACAGAUCCUCCAAUUAAAACCAAAUUUGGCUAUCACAUUAUAAUGGUAGAAGGUAAAAGAUGAAUAAUUUAUAAACAAUUUUAUACAUUUAAUACAUAAAUAUGCAUAUAUUCAAUUUAGUUUUAUGCAAUUAUCAAUAAUUUGUAUAAUAAUGUUUAUUAAAUAAAUUUUUAUAUAACACA